Messenger RNA from Coregonus clupeaformis (lake whitefish), 8288 nucleotides. Its product is annotated as roquin-1. Gene Ontology annotation, molecular function: metal ion binding. NCBI's taxonomy places the organism in Eukaryota, Metazoa, Chordata, Actinopteri, Salmoniformes, Salmonidae. The record is from RefSeq and is a predicted model, not a curated record.
UCGGCAGCAGCCAAGCUGCAUAGUCGACAUGGCGACCGAUUUAAUAACACAAGAUUUUCCUAAAGACAGAUACAUCUUCUAAGUAUUUUGGAAUGAGAUUUGUCACGUGACAUGAUGCGCAUCCACGAUGUGUGACAACGUUUGAAGAACAAUUGAGUUCGGAAGAAAAAUCUUGAUUCCAGUGGAAUCUUCCAUAUAUUUUUUUAUUUGUUAAAAAAAACACCUGCACAAACACCCACCCACCCCCUAUACACAUUGUCCAGUGAUGCCUGUGCAAGCCCCACAAUGGACGGAGUUCCUGCUGUGUCCCAUCUGCACGCAGACUUUCGAGGAGACGGUACGGCGGCCCAUCUCGCUGGGCUGUGGCCACACCGUCUGCAAGAUGUGCCUGAACAAGCUCCACCGCAAGGCCUGCCCCUUCGACCAGACAGCCAUCGCCACCGACAUCGAGCAGCUGCCCGUCAACACAGCCCUGCUGCAGCUUGUGGGGGGACAGGUUCCCAAGGUUCAGCCGGUGGCCCUGAUCACCAGCCCAGAGGAUUCGCAGCACUAUGAGGAGGCCAGGCACUGUGUGGAGGAGCUGGCUCUUUACCUCAAACCCCUCAGCAACAACAGAGGGGUGGGUCUAAGCAGCACGGCCCAGAGCAUGCUGAGUCGGCCCAUGCAAAGGAAACUGGUGACCCUGGUCCACUGUCAGCUGGUGGAGGAGGAGGGCCGGGUGCGGGCCAUGAGGGCAGCUAGGUCUCUGGGGGAGCGCACAGUCACAGAGCUCAUCCUGCAGCACCAGAAUCCCCAGCAAUUGUCGUCCAAUUUGUGGGCCGCCGUCCGGGCCAGGGGCUGCCAGUUCUUGGGCCCAGCCAUGCAAGAGGAGGCUCUGAAGCUGGUGCUCUUGGCUCUGGAGGACGGCUCGGCCCUGUCCAGGAAGGUUCUGGUGCUGUUUGUGGUCCAGAGGUUAGAGCCACGCUUCCCCCAGGCUUCCAAGACCAGCAUAGGCCACGUGGUGCAGCUCCUGUACAGGGCCUCCUGCUUCAAGGUGACCAAGCGUGACGAGGACUCGUCCCUGAUGCAGCUGAAAGAGGAGUUCAGGACGUACGAGGCACUGCGGCGCGAACACGACUCCCAGAUUGUCCAGAUCGCCAUGGAGGGUGGCCUCCGCAUCGCCCCUGACCAGUGGUCCUCCCUGCUCUACGGGGACCAGUCUCACAAGUCCCACAUGCAGUCCAUCAUCGACAAGUUGCAGACGCCGGCGUCGUUUGCCCAGAGCGUUCAGGAGCUGACCAUAGCCUUGCAGAGGACAGGCGACCCCGCCAACCUUAACCACCUCCGACCACACCUGGAACUACUGGCCAACAUCGACCCUAGCCCCGACGCCCCCCCUCCCACGUGGGAGCAGCUGGAGAAGGGUCUGGUGGCGGUGAAGACUGUGGUCCACGGCCUGGUGGACUUCAUCCAGAACCACAGCAAGAAGGGAGCCGACCCACAACAGCCCCCCCAGCACAGUAAAUACAAGACGUACAUGUGUCGGGACAUGAAGCAGAAGGGGGGCUGUCCCCGUGGAGCCAGCUGUACCUUUGCCCACUCUCAGGAAGAGCUGGAGAAGUACCGUAAGAUGAACAAGCGUUUGGCGGCUCGCCUCCCUGGCUCAUCUGGCCUGCUGUCGGAUGACUGUCUCCCUCUGGACAUGGGGGUGACCCGGAAACCCUCGCCCCUCACCAACGGCUCGGCCGGACACCCCAUGCCCCAGCUCAUCGCCCGCGGCACCGACCCUGUGACCUACGACCUGUUACGCAAGCCCAAGAUGGACGGCGGGAGCAACAGCGCCCCGGGAUUGCCCCCUGACUCUCUGGAUUUGGGGCCCAAACAAGGAUUCCCUCAGCCCCCCCAUGCCAUGGGCCACUCCAGGGGGCCAGGCGACCACAUGCCCAAAAAGAUACCCGGUGGUGUGAUGCCCCGGGGGCCUCAGAUGUACCAGCAGCAGCUGCCUGACAUGUACUACUCCGACUCACGCCAACCGCCCUCUGCCUCCCAGUACGAGCCUUCGCAGUACCCUCAAGGAUAUCCCUACCAGCAGCCCCCCCAGUACUCCACUCAGCGCUACAUCCGAAACCCCCCUCCCCCCGGCGAGCCCGCUGGACCAGCCUACCAGGACCCCUAUCCCGGCUAUGGCCCCCCCGAGCGCCCUUACCCGGCUCCCCACUCCGCCCCCCCCUUCUCCUACCCUCCCCACUAUGACACCCGGGGCCGCCACGACCCUUACCCUGGUCCCCCGCCUCCACCCCAGCCAUACUCCUCGCAGAGGGACGACAUGGUCCGGAUGAGCCCCGCGCCCCUGGAUGUGCCCCCUAACCACCCCUACCACCAGGAGCAGGCGGCCAGGGAGAGGUACCCCCCAGAGGGGUACUACCCAACUGGGGCCCAGCCCCAAUCCAUGAGGUCCUACGUCAGGGAGCAGUACGGACGCUCCUCCCAGCCCAGCCUGGACUACCUGCACCGCCGCCGCAAGGAGCUGAUGGCCCAGCUGGAGGAGAGGAAGGUCAUCUCCCCCCCGCCGUUCGCUGCCUCCCCCACCCACACCCACACCUUCCCUAGUGACUACCCCCCAGAGUAUGGGGAGGAGAGCUCCAAAGCCUUUGGGAAGUGCAGGGAGCCGGACUACGGGGGCCAGUAUUCUCCCUGGUCCUGUGACACCAUCGGCUCCUACAUUGUCACCAAGGACGCCAAGCCCAAAGAAAUCAUGGCGCCCGGCGCCAUGGAGAUGAUGAAUGUGGAUUGUAAAGGUCUGCGGGGGGAGCCUUCCAUGGAGGCCCAGGCCAGGCGGGGGGCAGAGGUGAAAGACGACGACCCCAUCAUCCCCUUCGGCCCCCAGCCCACCGUGUCGCGCUUCGGGGCCAUCUCACGCACCUCCAAGACAGGCUACCAGACAACAGGCCCCGUGCAGGCCAUGGCCUCUGCCUCUACCCAGGGACCCAAGCCCAUGGCCGCGGAGUACUCCUAUGGGAACCACGGAGGCUGGGGCGGCGCCUCCUACCCCUCCCACCAGACUGGCUCCUCCUCUCAGGGACACUUCAGUGAAAGGCUGUCUAUGCCAGCUCAGGACAGAGAGCAUCUGAAGAUUGAGCUCCAACAGGUCAACCAGCAGAUCACCCAACAGACCCAGAUCCACGGCAUGGAGAGGGAGGUCAGUGCCCUGGUGGCCCAGCCCUCCCAGCCAGGUCAGAACCAGGGCCAGCAGGGGAAGUGGCCCGGUCCAGCGGGGGGUUCCAGCAGCGCUGCCUUGGUGUCCAGCGAACAGCUCAGCAUGGAGCUGCAUCAGGUGGAGAGGGAGAUCGGCAAGAGGACCCGCCAGAUGGCCAUGGACAGCCAGGUGGCUCAUGAGGUCCAGUACAAGAUGAAGGCUGCAGAGAAUGGCCAGCAGGACCACAAGGCCCAGCUAGAGGAGAUUGCCCUGGCCCUCGGUGAGGUGUCUAAUGGCUCCAGCGGUCUAGGUCAGGACGGCGGUGUGGGCGGAGCCAUGUUGUCACUGACCAAUAAGGCGUCUUCGCUCAGCCUGUGUUCUGAGCCGGGGCCCGGGGACUCAGAGCUGCAGAAGAACGGUGUGGUCCAUUCCUGCUCCUAGACCACACGCCACUUACUCAGACACUGUGGUGUAAAGCAUACAGACAGAAGAUGAGCAGUAUCUGCUGUGAUAGGAGUUUUUCUUUCUUUUUGUUCUGUGAAUGAGCUUUCUUUUUUUACUUUCAUCGCCUGGAAACCAGGGCAUUUGAUAUCAUUUAUUUCUUUGUUUCGUUUUCUGUUUUCUUACUGGGACUAUAAAACAAGCCUCUCAAAGUAAUGUAAAAACAAUAAGCAGUUGAUGAUGACAAUAAUGGUGAUGAUGAUGAUGAUGAUGAUGAUUUGUUAAAAGAAGGCUAUCUCCACUACAUAGACAUCACAUACCAAGACCCAUUGUGGAUCGAUCGGUAGAGUAUCUUUGUGCCCAUUACGAGGCAUACUAAGGGUAAACAGCUUGCAGGGACCUUUACACCCCAAAGACUGUUUAAAGGCUGUCAAAUGUAAACUUUCAAUUUCUUAACCAACUUAGAAUCGAAUCCUAAAUCAAGUUAUGCUCAUAUGUACUACAUAACAGUGUCAUAAGUCUUGGUGUUUACGACAUAGUUAUUUCAGCGGUCGUACGCAUCACAUAAGUGUCUGUUAUAAUCCAUUAUAACCUGUUAUGACAGUUUCCGAUACCUUUGACAGCUUACGAAGGCAUUAUAAUCAACAUUUAGUCAGUGUAGUAACUGUUCUGUCCGGGUUCAGUAAUAUGAGUGUAGUAACUGCUAGUGUUCAGGAAUACACCACUCCCAGAAUCGUAAAACGUGGUUGACCAGGUGAGGGAGGCCAGGGAAAGGGGGAGUGAAAACGUUCCGCCAACCUUCAGAACCAAACGAGACCAGGCCGCUUCAAGCCACAUGAGACCACAUGCUGCCAUGAGAAGUAUGAUUUUAUUAGUGCAUUUUAUGAAUACAUCAUAUGUCUGUUUCAUACUUGAAAAGCAGUAUAUUAUUAACCAAAGCAUUCUGUUUUAAAGAUUGCAAAGUGAAUCUUUUUGAUAAUGAGCUUUCCUCAUGUUUUCUGUAAGGGAACCUAUGUGCUUCUCGUGGGAUGUGUUGUGACUUGCUGCUGGCCACGGUAAUGUCUCGUUUGUACUCUGAUGGGCUGGAAUUCAAUCAAACUUGCAGUGCAGAUAUGCACUCUCCAGGGAGUGUAAUUAAUGUGUUAAGUUAACAGAGUUCUAGAAAACAUGCGUUUUCACAUUGUAGGAACAACAUUUUCCUUGGUGCAAGAUGGAUUGAAUCCCCUCCCAGUGUGAAUGGAAUCAUAUGGGGUGACAGUUGAUUUUGUCUUGCUCAGAACUCCUCAUCUGGUCAUCAAAAGCCCACCCCGUUGGGAUUAUCUUGUCAUUGGUUCUCCUUAACUUCUAUGAAGUUGUGUUCCUUUGUUUUCUUUCUCUCGCUCGCGUAAAUCGUGAUUAAGGGGCUGUGGACUACCUGAACACUGGUCCGUUAUUGGAGGGGAAGUGAGAUUGAUUAAUAUGCUAUUUCCCCCCCCCCCCCUCUUGGUCUUAAUACAUGUAAAAGGUGUCUGUAGUCUGCCAAACAGUCAUUUCAAUGGUUUGUGAGUCAAAAUCAACAAUGAAAGAGUAGAGAAGUGUCUCUUUAAAAAUAAUUGAGUCAUCUUACAAGGUUACUUUUAAAAAUUCCUUCUACUCCUUUUGUUUUUAACCACAUACUAUUAGUUCAUUUUAGAACAAGUCAGGAUCGAGACACAUAUUCAGUGUAUUAGUGGAUUCAAGCCCAGAAUCUUGGGCCACAACCUUGCAAGGUUUAAAGCAAGCAGCCAGAAAGUCUUUCCCCUCAAAAAGCCUCUGCCCAAAGUCUUCCCAACCUUCGAUUUGAAUACUUUUAGUGUAACCUUUCAUGAUAUUUUUCACAACAUAGUUUUAUAGUAUUAUUAUUAUUAUCAUCAUUAUCUUUACAUUAUUGUUGCUUUCCCUGUCAUGGAAAUUGUUGGUGCUCGUUAAGGAGUGCUCUGCCUUUUUGUAAACAAUCCUCAUGAUUGGCCAUUGAAAAGGGCUGCGCUGAAAUGCAAAAAGGUGGGUCCUAGUGCUCAAACGGUUAAUGAUAAGGAUAGAGGUGACGAUUGGGUUCAUAAUUUGGGUUUGGCAAAAAAAAAGUUCUGCUUUUUUGUCUGGGUUUAAGGUGGGUGGGGGUCAAUGGAAGUUAAAGUUGGGGGCAAGGGUUAGGGUUUAUAGUUUUUUCCAACCACACUUCAAGCCUCUCAGGCUGCUCUUUAAUACAUUUUAUUAUUUAGGUACACAACUCACUUAUACAUAUGAGUAUGUAUACAUACAUUAAUAUACUAAGCACUAUUAACGUGCCACCUCUUAUUCUACUCACUCAGCAUUUAUAUUAAAUGAUCUCUACUUAGAAUCAGCAAAAUGUUAUAUUUUUCCCUGUCCACUGGUUGCCAACACAGACUUUAUCCUUUCCCAGUUGAAGGACUUCUGUGCGCAUUGAUGUGUAUUCACUUAAUAUUUUUGUGUUCAAACAAAUAAGUUCUAUAUUGAAAUAUGCUUCCGAAAGAAGACUCAUUUAAUGAUGAGAAUUUAAAGAGAGAAACGUUUUUGUGUGAGUGUACUAGGUUGUAUUGUAGAAAAGGUACACUGGCUUUUUUCAAAGUGAAGUGUGCUGUGCUGGGUGACGGUGUGGAAAUAUUAGACAUUUGAUGUUUUUUUUUUUAAAGAGGUAAGACUGGUAAGCCUUUAAUUUAGUCAAAGGCUUGCUUCAUAUUCUCAAGGAAUACUCCUUGGCCAACAGUAAGAUAAUUUGGAAGCACACUAACCAAAUUAAAAGCGAUUUGAAUUGGCAUGCUCGUUUUCUCUUCAACUGUCAGUCACCUUUUGUCAUAUUUAGAACAAAACUUGUUUCUGCUGGCAAAAUGUAAUUGACUAGUUGGGUUUGUAGUUGUUUUUGUUCCUGUUGUUGUUGAGUGAAAAAUCACUGACUUCCAAGUCUUACGGUGAUCUACGUAUCGCCUCACAUGGCGAAGCAUCAUGUUGUCCAUGGAAAUGAUCAAACGCAGCAUCUCUAUCAUCCACACACAGGUUGUCAUUGUUUCAGAAUAGUCAUGAAAAUUAACUUGCCCACACUUGUUAAUUCUGCUUUGGGAAAUACUCUCAAGGUCCCUCCAGCCAUGACCCUUAAAGAGCGAGUUCACUCCAAAUUUGUCCAAUGUUUUCAGAUCUCAGCAGUGGUCUAAUGUUGACAUGAGGCUAGCCUCUUUUAGAAUCCAAGAGUGAAAUGCUUAAACACUCGUCUCUCACAUGAAGGCUCUGCAUGCCCAAACAGUCCCAUUACAAGUCAGAAUGUUGAACAAACUCCAAUUCAACUUACUUUACCUGUUGUCUGCUGAUUUUGUCCCUAUGUUGGACAUAAUCUGAUUACACUUCCCUGUGGAUAUUUUUUUAUCAACCCGACCUUCAGUACGCUGGUCUGUAUAUCGGUUUGAAUUUCUGGUUUUAUUUUCCAAUACUGAUGCAAUUCGCAUGUUACAAACACUUGCACAAUAUGGCCGAGCCUAACCGAACAGACAUGGACCAAACAGCAAACACUUCCAGCUGAUUGCAUGUUUGGUCGACUACAUUCGGUUACAUUAGGCUAUUGUUUACAUAUUGUGCAUCACAUGCAAAGCGUCAAGAGAUUGAAAAUACAAGACAGAACCUACCAGCGCUGCAAAAAGUCGGGUAAACAACACUUUCCUGUGGAUACCGUAUCUCCACCACCUACCGCCAAAAGGACCAACAGCAUGUACAACCAGGAAAGUAAGUGUAAAUAUAAUUUUCUUCAACAUUCUGGCUUAUGGACUAUUGUGUCUUUUUUUUAGGGAGACUUGGUCAGGCUGAAAAUCCAUUGAGUAACCAUGGUAACAGUUAGAUGUUUAGGCAAACAUGAGGCCACAUCCCAUGCCAUCUGUUGUGUAGGUCCAGCUGUAAACCUCAAUGGCAAAGAUGGACACAGUAUAAUUCAGUGCCUAUCAUUUCUACUCAUUUUGGGUUUAGGCUAUAGCUGGAUAAACACUAGAUGGGGUGGGAUGUAGACUCAAAUCAACAUUAAACCACUUGAGGUCUAAAAUGCAACAAACUGAUUUUGGAGUGAACUGUCCCUUUAAAGUCCAUAGCUGAGGAAAAGUAACAAAGAUGUGGUUUCUGGGAAUAGCAAUGAUGUUCAUGUCAGUCGCCUGCUUUCAUUUGUUUCUUAGUGAAACUGCUGCCCUACCCCGCAUUCACACAGCCAACUAUCCCCGGAAUCACAGAAGUGUGACUGCUGUUUUGGGCUCACAUUUUAAUUCCUAACAUUUGGCGAGAAACGCAAUGGCGCUUUUAUAUGAUUACUUCCUUGUAAUAUAUCUCUUAAUUUAAGGUACAGGUUUGAUUUCAGCAAGAAAAAAACGUUUUUAUAUGUAUGUUAUACUCCAUGAAGGAAUGUUUAGAAUUAUCUUCCUCCAAUGUGGAUGUAGCCAUUAUUACGCCAUUUUAUGACUUUGUAAGAGAAUUCACUGUGUGAAAAUUGGUUUGCAUUUUUGUAUAAUACAAUCUGCUUUUCUUUUUUUGGAUAUGAGAGAUAGGUCAAACUGGAAGUUUGAAGAGAGAAAUGAACAUGUGAAAUUGAGAAAAAAAAAAAAAACGUAUGUACAACAGUGAUUCUAUGCUGAGGGGGAAGGAUUAAAUGAUAUUGCUAACAAUGCUA